AUGGAACAAAACUACAUCAUCGUGCAGGGAAAAGAUAAGAAAGUCGUCAAAGUCCAAGUUCGAUGUGGUCAAAUCAACGAAUACACUCUGCGACGUGCAUUUCAGCUUGAUAAAGAAUUGCCAGUUUCACUUUGGAAAGAUGACUUGUUUCUGGGGGUCCGUCCCGAAGGCGUCGGUAAUGAAGGGUACGAAGUCACCGUCGUGAACAUCGAAGAGCACUUGGGCCUCAUUGUACUCCGAAGCGAAAAGGCUAUUGGCCCGAAAUCGCCGCGAUUGGUUCCAGCUGAGAAAUCUGAGAGCUUCCUCCUGGCAGGAUUUGGCGACAUGAACACUGGAACACAGCAAUUAGUCUACUCAACCGGAAUCGUUCACUCAGUUGGCCACCAUUUCUGCCGCAGUGGCAAAUCGAUGGGUCCAUUAGUUUUGGGAACUCUACCGGGUUCGAGACGAGAUUCAGGCGGAGCAUGCUGGAGCGCCAAGGGGCUUAUUGGUAUCAUUUGUGGUGUUAUCACCGUGCCAGAGACGACCUACACCCACGCAAUUUCAGAAGAGGCAAUCUACAGUCCCACGAAUUAUAUAUCUCCGGCAACUAAGAUUAGACUAUCUAUCGUGCGUGAAUUGGGAAACGAGAAAUGUGCUUCUAUCAAAGCUUCUGUUGAGAAGAAGGGGGAGACGACCACUUGCCUUGUAUCCUUCAAUUGUUUGUUGAUGGCACAAAACAUAUUUGUUCCUUCAUCGCCACCUCCAAUGGCUCAAUCCAUAGACAAAUGGAUGUACUAUGCUUUCCAUUUUGGGUCCAUUUUUCCUCGGAACUGUACAGAGUUCACCCGGAGCUUCAGGCGGCGCUUGCUGGAGCGUCAAUGGACUUAUUGGCACAAAUUCCCCAAGAAUUAUAUGAUUCCGGCGACUCUCAUUCAGGAAUGUCUCGAGGAUCAAUUGAAGAAAGAAGAAGAGGAGGAGAUAAGAAAGAAGGAAGAGGGCUCUCUCGAGAGGAAAGCGGACUCUCCAGAUGUUUUCUGUCUUGCUCAGAGGAAGAAGAAACUCGGAGAGUCGGGCAACGAGGAGGAAAUGGGUGAAAAGAGAGGAGGAGAAAAAGAGGUUGGAGAUCUCAAGAAGAAAGAGGGACCAACCUGUCUUGCACUAGUCGCUUAUUUGAAGUUCUAUGUGGCCCUCACAAUUUUCGUGUCGGGGUGUCGGUCGGAGUCAAUUGUAUGCCGGUGCUGUUGCUCGCCAUUGAUUGCCGUUCCCGGGCUCGUCUUUCUCUUCGAACGAAUCGGAAGCGCCAAAAGUUUUUGUGCCAUCCAAGGCGAUCGCACUUGGAGUGCUCAGACUUAUCCAGGUGAUGGUCGUUAUUGUUUCGAUCCGAGUGUUGCACCUUUGUCGAGCAAAAAGAGAAAGGCAAUCACUGAGCUUUCGCACACUCACCUCAAGACUGUUCCCAUGGGACCCGGUCCCUCACAAGCAGAAAAUGAAAGCGUUGGCCCGCCAAUGAGCAACAAUCAAGUGAACAUCGGAAGCGAGAAAAAGUCUCGACGCUAUUCGACAUCUAAGAAGGAACUUGACAACGUGCUGAGCAAUCGCUCAAAGGACAAAAGCGAGACGAUUGCUCGAGUGAGGCAGCUGCAAGGGAAUGCUACUGCAAAGUCAACGAGCACGCCGAUUUUGUUGGAGAGUACCACCGAUGCCUCAAAGUCGGAACAAACGUUUGUCUUUGUGCAAGGAAAAAGAAUCAUUUAUGCAAAUGGUUUCUCGGAUGGACCGCCGACAUUACAACCCGAAAUCAUCUUCUCGAAUAGCUCAAAGCACGCACAACAAUUAGAUCAAAGACCAAUUUUGCUUUUGGAUCGUCGUCCCAUCAAUCGC
This is a messenger RNA of Mesorhabditis belari, 1863 nucleotides long. NCBI's taxonomy places the organism in Eukaryota, Metazoa, Nematoda, Chromadorea, Rhabditida, Rhabditidae. The record is from the annotation of a GenBank genome assembly.